This is a messenger RNA of Cervus elaphus (red deer), 1085 nucleotides long. It is a transcript of the gene NDUFV2, whose product is annotated as NADH:ubiquinone oxidoreductase core subunit V2. The coding region runs from base 113 to 862 and encodes 249 amino acids. The record is from RefSeq and is a predicted model, not a curated record. The transcript is spliced from 8 exons. Lineage: Eukaryota; Metazoa; Chordata; Mammalia; Artiodactyla; Cervidae. Gene Ontology annotation, molecular function: NADH dehydrogenase activity. Gene Ontology annotation, biological process: mitochondrial electron transport, NADH to ubiquinone.
GCGCCCCCGCUGCCCUGGGCUCGCGGGCUGGACUCCGGGGCGCGCACGCCUUGCGUGCCUACCGCUCGGGACCGUGCCUGGUGUGGCCCGGAGCCCCGCAGUUUGGCCAGCCAUGUUCCUCUCCGCGGCGCUACCGGCCCGCGCGGCCGGCCUCGCCGCCCACUGGGGAAAACAUAUAAGAAAUCUGCAUAAGACAGCUGUUCAGAAUGGAGCUGGAGGAGCCUUAUUUGUGCACAGAGAUACUCCUGAGAAUAACCCAGAAACUCCAUUUGAUUUCACACCAGAAAACUAUAAGAGGAUAGAGGCCAUUGUGAAAAACUACCCGGAAGGGCAUAAAGCAGCAGCUGUGCUUCCAGUUCUGGAUUUAGCCCAGAGACAGAAUGGAUGGCUGCCCAUCUCUGCUAUGAACAAGGUUGCAGAAAUUUUAAAAGUACCUCCAAUGAGAGUGUAUGAAGUAGCAACUUUUUAUACAAUGUAUAAUCGAAAGCCUGUUGGAAAGUAUCACAUUCAAGUCUGCACUACUACGCCUUGCAUGCUCCGAAACUCAGACAGCAUACUGGAAGCCAUUCAGAAAAAACUUGGAAUAAAGGUUGGAGAGACUACACCUGACAAACUUUUCACUCUUAUAGAAGUGGAAUGUUUAGGGGCCUGUGUAAAUGCACCAAUGGUUCAAAUAAAUGACAACUACUAUGAGGAUCUGACACCUAAAGAUAUUGAAGAAAUUAUUGAUGAACUCAAGGCUGGCAAAAUCCCCAAACCUGGGCCAAGGAGUGGACGUUUCUCCUGUGAGCCAGCUGGAGGUCUUACCUCUUUGACUGAACCACCGAAAGGACCUGGGUUUGGUGUGCAAGCAGGUCUUUAAUUUAUAUCCAGCUGUAAAUAAGUCAGUGGAGAAAUAUGAAUCUCCUAUCUACCUAAACUUUUUAUAUUACUUAUUCAUUUCCAUCUGUGUACACCUUGCUUGUAACCUAGCAACUUACAGCUGUUAAGUAUCAUGUCAGAACUUCAGAGCAUCAUUUUCAACUGCCUGUUCACUUACCAAUAUUAGGGUACUGUGAAAUAAAAAUUCUGUCAAAUUUCAAGUA